This is a messenger RNA of Humulus lupulus (European hop), 882 nucleotides long. RefSeq lists its product as uncharacterized. Gene Ontology annotation, molecular function: nucleic acid binding; zinc ion binding. The coding region runs from base 1 to 882 and encodes 293 amino acids. The record is from RefSeq and is a predicted model, not a curated record. Lineage: Eukaryota; Viridiplantae; Streptophyta; Magnoliopsida; Rosales; Cannabaceae. The transcript is spliced from 2 exons.
AUGAGUGUUCAAGGAUUCAUAAGGGGAUUGAAGCCUAUGAUUGCCAGGGAUGUGAAAAUGACUAGUACAGAGCUAGUUAGCUAUGUUGAGAUUCUGGACAAAGCUUUAGACACUGAGUACAUGAAAAGUUGUAUAUGGAAGGACAAUGCUGCAAGGAGAGAUGCCAAUAAGAGUAAAGUCUUUCAAGAGAGUAACAAGAGGAGGCCUAAUAGGGUCAAAAUAGUGGCACUGGAAAAAGGAGAAUGCCAAGCUGACACCAACAAAUGUUUCAAGUGCAAUCAGGCAGGACAUCUGAGAAAGGAUUGCCCACAAUGGAAAGCAGGACAGAAUAGUAACAACAAUCUAGUGCCAACACGUGUUUUUGCCUUAACCCAUAAUGAAGCAGCCAACAGUAACAUCAUAGUCACAGGCCAGCUCCCUAUAUCUGGUAUGAUGUGUAAAGUCCUUAUUGAUUUUGGAGCGGCUCACUCUUAUGUUUCCAUGAAUAUGAUUGAUAAGUUGGGUAUGCCUUGUAAACUGUCUGAGUAUAGUUUUAGUACAAUGUUACUGUCGGUAGACAUGAUGUUGUCAACUAGGUGGUUACUGUCAGCACCUAUAACGAUAGAGGGUAGGGAGUGCCCGACAGACCUUAUAGAACUAAAUAUACCAGACUAUGAUGCCAUACUUGGCAUGGAUUGGUUAUCAAAACAUGGAGCAACAAUUUAUUGUCGGAAGAAGAUUGUGGAUUUCAGACCAAAAGAAGGCGAACUCUUUUCUUUUAAAAGAGAAUUAGCAUGUUUUCGUACACCCAUAAUAUCGACACUGGAAGCACGGAAUAUGAUGCAGCAUGGCUGUUCGAUAUUUCUAGCUAGUGUGGUGGAUAAAUCCAAGGAAACAGAGUAG